AAAGCGUGAAAGAUUUAAUGAAAUCAGACAUGCUCAGCCAUUGAUACAGACAAAGAAAGUACAUAAAUAUGUCAUCGAAACGUCCAUUAAAAGCCCACAUUGCUCCACCAGGAGACUUUAUUGCUCUUGGUAAGCACAACAAAUCUGGAGGUACGGAUGGAGACUCAGCAAAAGGUUCGACUCCCAAAAAGUUAGGAGUACCCUCAGGGAAAAGAGAGGCAUCAAGCAUGGGAAGUUCUGGUAUGGUGAAAAAACCUAAACUCAUUGGGCAGACCUUCACACCACUGGGACGGAGUGAUGUGGAAAGGAAGAGCUCACCUGCUCCAACUCCACCCUCAAUAUCACAGUAUGAAGAGCUGGCCAUUGAUGUUGACCCACAAGAUUUAUUAGAGGAAAUUCUGGAUGCAGAAGACACAUGUGAUGAUGAGAGAUUGGAAGGACUAUUUUGUGGAGCUGUGAAACAUCUCCAUGGCAACAGGUCCAAACCUGACCCAGCUGUGUAUCUUACUCUGUUGUAUUUGGCCAAAACAAAGUCCACGGUUUUUAACAGUGAUGUUGUCAUUCAGGCAUUUUGCAGUCUCUUGAAGAGGGAUAUGUCCCUGAAUUUUAAAUCUAAAGGGAACUGCUUGGUGUCAGUAUGUGCAUGCAGUGUGCUGAUGGCUGCAUUUUCCAAGGAAGAUAACUGGCCAGAUGACUUUGUUAAGGUAUUUGUGGAGGAUUCUCUGGGAGAAAGAGUGUGGGUGGAUAGGGCAGACUGUAAGGCCUUCGUAGACAACAUUAUCACUGCCUUCAACACCAACCUCCCAGCAAAGUCAGCCAUGGCUGUAGAGCAGUCGUCAGCCAAAGAGCAGUCUGGCACAGCCAGUCCAGUUGUUGGUUUUUUGCAAGAUGAUGAUGAUAAAGAUUCAGAAGUGAAAAUCUCAGCCUUGGUUGAAAUGGAAGCAGUCCCUGUUCUUCCAAGAUAUCCUUAUCAACAAGAAAGUAUAGAGAUGACCAUCAUGGAGGUAAUAAGAGAGCAGUUAAAUAAGAGACAACCCAUGGAUGCCACAUCAAGGAAUCUGAUCCGUUUUAUGACGGCCACCUGUGGUUAUGGAGAAGUCAGACUUUUAGCAGCUCAACGGCUAGAAAUGUGGCUGCAGAAUCCGAAAUUGGCCAGACCAUCCCAAGAGUUACUGAUGUCCAUCUGCAUGAAUUGUAGACAACACGACCAGAAAGAUUUAGAAACCAUGGCCAUUCUAAUAAAGAUUAGAAUGAAGACAAAACCACUGCUCAACCAUUUCCUUAAUUGUCUGAGAGAGUUAUUGGAGCAACACCCCGAGAACAUUCGGAUGAUAAUGACACACACUAUCUACAACGAACUGUCUAACACAAGAAACCCUAAUAACAUGGCCAUCAUCACGACACUAUUCCAGAAGAAUGGAGAACAGUCUGCUAGGAUUCUAGCUGAGGUUUUCCAAGACUUGCUAGCUAACAAAGAUGACUACUUGAGAGCAGUGCGUGGACUGUUCAGGGAGAUAGUGAGGUCACUGAAGCAUGACAUAAACAUCACUUCCUUCUGUCUCGGUCUGAUGCAGGAGAGGGUGGAGUCAAAGUUCAUGGACUUAGAUCACAACCUCAGGGAGCGUUAUGUGAUGGCUAUUGGUGACCUGGUGACCUUAGCGAUAUUUCUUUGUAUCACACCUCAAGUCAGGGAGGCUGCAGCAGCUCUGGCCAAGGGAGAGAAGAAAGAAUUGGGUACACUGCACACUUUCCGCCAACAGGUGGCGCUUAUACAGAGAGAUUCUGUGUGGUGGUUACACACCAUUGUACCCAAAAUUAUCGAGGUCAAACUCUCAGAGUAUGUGCAUUGCCUCCACAAGGUGCUAUUUAUGGAGAGUGCUGACCAGUAUUAUAACAAGGAUAACUGGCCCCUGGAGGCUGAUAGAAGUACAUUUCUACACCUGGCUACAAAUGUCCCUGUCCUGGAGGACACACUUAUGAGGGUUUUGGUCAUUGGACUCUCCAGAGAUUUACCGCUGGGCCAGGUGGAUGCUGUGGAAAUGGCAGACCAGCUAGUCAAGAGAGCAGCCAGUCUCUGUUUGGAUGGUCAGGUAGUGUUACAGAUGGAGAAGUUAGAACUGGUGGACGCUCUCCUAAAUUUGUGUAGCUACAGGCAUCCAACGGAUAUCACUCUACCUAAAGGGUACAAACCUCCAACCUUGGCUAUCUCUAAUCUGUACUGGAAAUCCUGGGUUAUCCUGCUUAUUUUGGCAGCCUUUAAUCCACAAACAUUUGGACUGACUGGCUGGAAGAAUUAUCCAACACUGAAAUGUCUGAUGGAGCAGGUUAUGACAGGGAACUUUGCAUUCCCUCCCCCAACAAUGGCUGAUGGGGAAUUAACUGUAGAUGACAUCCGUAAUAAAGAAAAACAGUUUACCCAGCAAGAGAAGCAACAGAUACUGGAGUUUGAGAGCCACCUGGCAGCCGCCACAAGUAAAGUAACAAUAACAGAGGCCAACAGUCUGCUGAUCUCACAGCUCACAACCAUGGAUCCUAAUGGAAUAGCUAGAAAUCCUCCCUCUGGUAUAACAGAACAGUUGAAGCUUCUGAAUGACAAUCUGAGGAUAGGACAGAUGCUUUGUAGAAGUCGACAACCAGACUUCCUUCUAGACGUCAUCCAGCGACAGGGCAGUUCUCAGUCCAUGUCGUGGUUGGCUGAUUUGGUGGAGUCCAGUGAGGGAUCCCUGGAGGUUCUCCCCGUCCAGUGUCUCUGUGAGUUCCUCCUCCACGAUGACGAAACCCCCACAACAGACGAGGACACCAAACAGCUUGGCAAACACAAACAUAAACAGAAACUAAGAAAACGAGAGCAGUUGUUACACAGACUCCAGGGUUUGGUGUGGGGGGAGAGUGAAAUGACCCCCCAGGUCCUGGAUUAUUUCCUGAAAAGACUCUCCUCCAAUCAAGCUUCAAAUAGGGCACUAGCAAUCAGGGGCCUUUCGAUGGUGAUAUCUAAGGAGGAGACAAUGGACACGGAGGAUGAAGUCCCUCAUAAAUGGCUGUGUAAGGACCUUCCCCUCAUCCCCAUGUUUCCGGAGGUCUACCCACAGAUUACAGAAGCCCUCCGACAGGCUUGCCAGAUAGAGACAGAUCCUGAUCUUGUCAGUGCUUACAUUAUGUUCCUGUCACAACAAACAGAGGACAAGAGUCUUCAUGACCUGGAUGACAUUGCUUUGGACAUAGCCAACCUAAUUGUGGACAGAACAACAGUUGUAAACCAUAUUUUGCCCCAGGAAGAGGGCAGUGAGAAUGAAUUGGCCCACAUUACCCUGGCCUCUCUGUGCUCUCUUUAUUUUAACUAUGUGACCAAGGCCAAGAAACCCAAUAAAGAAGCAUAUUCAUGGUCUAACACCCAGGAUCAGAUCUUGUUACAGUGGGAAGGAGGAGACUCGGCCACCAUGCAUGUGUUAGUGGUCCAUGCUAUGAUCAUUCUGCUGACUUAUGGACCUCCCAAUGGUGAGAGUGACUACCAGGAGCUGCUGGAGACUUGGUUCCCAGAAUCCGGUCAGCCUCCCUCUGCCUUCCUAUUGGACACCUCAGAGGAAGCCCUCCUGCUUCCUGAUUGGUUGAAACUACGCAUGAUCAGGUCAAGAGUUCACCAACUGGUUGAUAUUGCUCUUCAAGACAUAGAGCCAGCCCAGCUGUUGUUAUUCGUACAGUCGUUUGGGAUUCCUGUGGCCAGUAUGAGUCGCCUGUUUAAGUGCCUGGACAAUGCUGUGAGUGCUGAUCCUAACCUGAUAGAGGAGGCGGUAGAGGACAAGGCCUACAUGGCUCAGCUGAUCGAGAUACAACACAUGAGGGGGGUAGUAGAGGGGGACAUCUUCUACAAACUUCUCACAAAGUCCCUCCCUCCCAAGACUGAAGCUACUGAUGAAGAAAUGGAAGAGCAGAAGGAAGUUGACAAGAGAUGGUCCACAAAAACAGAGGAUGCUAAGAGGUCUAUGGUGCCUAAUGUAUCUGAUUUGAUGGUUCAGAUUUUCAGCACAGAAGGAGAUAAAAAAGAAGUACAGCAAAAGUACCACAGACUUCUGAUGACUUUAUCCAGAUCAGAGACCACCACAGCCAUAGAAGUUACACAAGUUCUCCUGGAGAUGUUGGGAGGACCACACGGACCUAAGUUUGCUCAAGCUUUCUCUUCUAAUCCCCAAAGCUGCUCACUUCUAAAACUUCUGGUUUCCAAGAAAACAGCUUUAGGUGGUCUCCUUUACAAACUAAUGGAGACUCUUUUCAAUGAGGUUAAAGGUCAGAGGUGUAUGGUGACCUCUAUAGUUAACCAAUAUCUCCUAUCCAAUAAGCCGAAUGUGCCAGAAAGGCGGCCAUCUUACAAGUCCAUGAAGUCCGUCGGAACCUCAAGUCAAGAUAUCUUAGAUGAUUUGGUCAGUCAAGUUCAGAAGGAUGAGAAUAAUAUGGAGAAGAUGAUUAAGGAGUGUAUGAAGGAACACACUAAGUCUCACGACAAUCUCACUGCAGCAGAGAACACACAGAGGACUCUAACUGCUGUAGCCUGUAAAGCUAUACUUAAAGACAACCAAGAGCCCAGUAAUACAAUGACUACCUCAAUGGCCCUGCUGUUCGUGGAUUGGUUGGAGCUACUGGAUCCUGAACUUGUGGCUAACAUCCCCGAUCUACAGCAGCAGCUUCUGUUUGCUCGGGAGAAGCUGGGAGCCACAUCUAGACAGAGCCUGGUCAGAAACAGCCAGUCUUAUCUACUGACCCUCCUCACUCACCAGAGUAGCUGGGCUUCACUUCAGAGGUGUAUCAACUGUCUACUACAGGCCGAUGAAGUCCCCAGAUUCAGCCCCACCGCAGUGCUAGACUUUUUGUGGGCGUGUCACCAGAUACCAAAGAUAUGGAGAGGAAGAGAGCGAAGAACCCCCAAAAACCACACCCCAGAGAAUGUCCUUGGUUUGAACCCUUAUCAUCUAAUAGCAUUGAUCAAAUACAUUGUCGAGGAAUCAAUUUUGCUGUGUCCUGAUAGUAAAGGGGAAGAUAAGAAAGUUUUUACCAACAGACAGACCAGCAUUGCCAGCCGGAUAGAGCUCCUGAUGCUGUGUAUAGCAGACAAUCACAGUAAUCUACAGAAAGUGGUCACCUAUAUCAGGGAUAUACCCUCCAGCAACAGCAGUAAGAUGCUUUACCAACAGCUUCUGGUAGAGUUAUACUCCCAGUGUCCCAAGGUCAUUUCCUGGUUGUCUGAUGUACAAGGAGCAUUUUUUGAUGGUCAGCUUUCUCAGUCCACAAUUACACAGGUUGACAUUGUAUCACAUCGACUCCUGACAUGCCUGGGACAAGCUGGGAAUGGUAAGACAGCUGAGGAUAAGAUGUAUGACGCUAACAUCGCCUGUCGUAAACUGGCAUCACAGCAUCCUCUACUGAUGUUAAGACAACUGCCCCUGAUAGCAGCUCUGUUGAAGGGUAAGACCCAGUUUACGUUUGGGGAGAUGAGACAUAAGAACUACUUGCUGCUGUUUACCCACGUCCUGGGUCUGAUGGAGACAUUACAGCCUCAUAUAUUCAGGAAGGACUACAUGGCCCUGGCUGAUGUCAUCGACUCCUACUUCUCUCUUAUUGGGAAUCAUGCUAAAGGGAAACAACUGGGGCCAAUCAUCCACAAGUACAUCAAGUUCCUGUAUCAGUACACCAUACAUGAACCCCAGCAUUCCUUUAUCAUAUUGCAGAAAUACGUCAAUCUGCUCAGUGGUAUUUCUACAAUGUACCCUGAGCUGUCCGUGCUGAAGUCUCUCCUGGCCGGACUAACACUGUCCAGACAGGCUGACUGUGACCAGGGUAGUGUGGCACCUGUGGGGGGUCAGCCAAGGUCAAGCUCACCCUGGACCGUCGGUCAGCUGACCCCGUUCUUAGACAGACUCCACACAGCCACUGACAGUGAUGAUAUACUGGAAGUUUUGACAGAUCUGGAUGAAACUUCAAAGAGAAAAGUAGACAUCCUAGAACAUUUUAUAGGAGAUCUGAAGAAACUGUUGUUUCAUGCCUCGGACACAGUCAGAAAUACAGCGUACAGUUUGGUCAUGAGAUACAUCAGACUUAAUCCUAGGGCUUCAGAGCAGUUUGUUGGGAAUUUCCUGCAUUGCUUUGAUAGUGAAAAUCCAGAUAUUGUGACAAGUGCUCUGAAAAAUCUCCCCGAGUUUUGUGUGCUCUGUCAAGAUCACGCUGAUGAAAUUCUGCAGAAAUCCUUUAUGGUGGGGACCACUACUGCCAUGGAGACCAGUAGUUAUAUAAGUGAGACGUUACAACUACUGAACCUGGAGACAGUGCAGAUAUGAAUGUAGUUAGAUUGUUAUCAUUCAGAACUACUGACCCCAGAGACUGAGCAGAUAUAACAGUUAGACUGUUAACAUAUAAAAUUACUGACCCCAGAGACUGUGCAAUAUCAAUGUAGCAGAUUGUCACCUUAAGGACUGUACAUGUAUCUAGCUGCUAGAUUGUUAUCAUAUGGAGUAAUAUGAAGAAGUGAUCCAUUUUCUGAAUUGAAACUUUGGAAUAUUAAAGUUUGACUAAAAGCAAUAUAUUCUGGGGUAUGCAUGAGGAAUUUCUCACUUUGGAAUCUUAAUCUGUGUUCCAUUUUACAUAGAUCUUUAUGUUGAGAAUUCUCUCAGCUCAUUGCGAUUAUGGUGCAUAUGACUUCUAUCGAUUUUUCAAACAAUUUUUGUCCAUAAAAAGGAUAAAUAAAAGUGCUGCUAUAGG
Molecule: messenger RNA, 6744 nt
Organism: Saccostrea cuccullata (small rock oyster)
Lineage: Eukaryota; Metazoa; Mollusca; Bivalvia; Ostreida; Ostreidae
Product: integrator complex subunit 1-like
Exons: 46
Coding region: 69-6323 (2084 amino acids)
Biological process (GO): U2 snRNA 3'-end processing
Cellular component (GO): integrator complex
Source: RefSeq, a predicted model, not a curated record